AUGCAGGAACCGUGCGGCUGCUGCCACCGAAUCCCAUCUCAGUACCAGCGCCUGGACCCGUUCAGGUACCAGACCCCCAUUCCGGUUCAGGAGGAUGAGGAGGAGGAGGCGGCCGCGGGGCUCUCGGUGCCCGGCGUCUAUUUCCGCUGCCCGCUGACCGGCGCCGUGGUGAGGAAGAGCGCGAGGGAGAAGCACGUCCGGGAGGCCAUCCUGGCGUAUUUCGCCGUAGAUCCUGUGGCUGCCUCCAUCAUGGAGAUCCACACCUUCAACAAGGACCGGGAGAGGGUGCGCGCGGGCGUGGAGACCAUGGCCAGGUACCUGGAUAACAUCUAUGUUCAUCCAGAGGAGGAGAAGUACCGGAAAAUCAAACUACAGAACAAAGUGUUUCAGGAAAGGAUAAGCUGCCUGGAAGGGACACACAAAUUUUUCCAGGCUGUUGGCUUUGAGACAAAAGUACUAGCUGUUCCAGAACAAGAGACCACAGAAGAGUACUACGUGCUGAAGGAGGAAAUGCUGACCAGGCUGGAAGACCUCAAGGACUACAAAGAGCAGCUGCUAAGCUCGGAGCCGGUGAGGGCGCAGCUGGAUCGGCAGCUCUCCGUGUUCAAACCAUCUCCGGCAGCUGCCCAUUUCGAGCUGCCCAACGACUUCUACAACCUCACGGCAGAAGAGAUCAAACGAGAGCAGAGGCUCCGGUCGGAAGCGGUGGAGAAGGCCUCGAUGCUGCGGACAAAGGCCAUGCGGGAGAGAGACGAGCAGAGGGAACUGCGCAAGUACAACUACACCCUGCUCCGCGUCCGCUUUCCCGACGGAUACAUCCUCCAAGGGACAUUUUAUGCACGAGAAUCAAUAUCUAUGCUCUACAGUUUUGUGAGAGAAGCACUUGUCAAUGACUGGCUGCCCUUUGAGCUGUUGGGGCCUGGAGGCGUCAAACUGACAGACGAGAACUUGGCCUUCAGUGAAUGUGGGUUGGUGCCCUCGAGCCUCCUGACCCUGGUCUGGGAUGCAUCGGUCAUGGCAGACAUCCAGGCUGCGGGAGAGGAGCAGCCAGAGAGCCCCCUCAAACCACAGCUCCUCUCCCAGGUCCAGACCCUGUCAUGAAAUAAAGGGGAGUGGAGUCAGAGCUGAUGAUUUUAGCCUCUUCCUUCAUGUCCCCACGGCCUGGUGGAGCCUGGACAUGAGUCUCCUUUUAGCUCAAUGCAGUGGAAGCCCAGAUUGUGCCCUGCCACAACCCCUGCUGUCAUCUCCACAACGCCAGCAGCCCUCCACUAAAGCAGCCUUGCCUACUAAAACAYUACGGGGCUGCUUUGGAGGGCUUGUAAAACCACGUUCUAGCAGUUACUGCUUGAGGUAUUUUCUAGAUCCCAAGGACUUACCCCUCUCCUCCCUUGGAGGAGGGAUUAGGUUCUAAUUCAAGGCUGGAUUACCAAGUGAUGGAGCCUGGAUCCUGGGCUGGGCCUAGAACUCAGCUUUUCCUUUUGCUUCUGUGUGCACUGUUAACUCCUCCUGGAGAGAGUUUAUUUAGAUAAAUUAUGUUGAGUCCGAUUAAAU
Messenger RNA from Nothoprocta perdicaria, 1551 nucleotides. RefSeq names its product UBX domain protein 6 (gene UBXN6). NCBI's taxonomy places the organism in Eukaryota, Metazoa, Chordata, Aves, Tinamiformes, Tinamidae. The coding region runs from base 1 to 1101 and encodes 366 amino acids. Gene Ontology annotation, molecular function: protein binding. Gene Ontology annotation, cellular component: cytoplasm. The transcript is spliced from 10 exons. The record is from RefSeq and is a predicted model, not a curated record.